Talaromyces rugulosus is the source of this 990-nucleotide messenger RNA. RefSeq lists its product as uncharacterized. Lineage: Eukaryota; Fungi; Ascomycota; Eurotiomycetes; Eurotiales; Trichocomaceae. The transcript is spliced from 2 exons. The coding region runs from base 1 to 990 and encodes 329 amino acids. The record is from RefSeq and is a predicted model, not a curated record.
AUGAAUCCUAACCCGGCGGGAUACGCCGCCAUGCAGCAGCACCACCACCAACAGCAGCAGCAACAACAACAACAUCUUCAUCAACAGCAACAGCAGCAGCAGCAUCAGAUGGCCGCCGCUGCUGCCGGCUAUCCGAUGCACACUGGCAGCCCCGCGAAUCAGCAGUUCCCCUUCUACGCCAACAACAACCCCAUGGCCGCCGCCUAUCCUCAGAUGCGACCCGGCUCAGUGCAACAGCAGAUGCACGCCUUUAACGGGCUGCCCACCCAGACUACUGGAGGUAUGAUGCCUGCCAAUAUGUCCGCUCCCCACGCCAACCUGCCUUAUUCUUCCCCCUCGCCAUACCCUCCGACCUCAAUUGCGACUUCUACGCCCUCGCCCUCGCACGCUCAGAGCCCCUCGACAGCGCCCACCACUUCCGCGCAAGCGUCGACGCAGAAUAUGGCUGCCUUUUCGAAUCCAGCCAUGAUGGCUGCCCAGCAACGCCCUAGCCCUACCAUGCAAACAGAAGGACAACAGCAACCGCAGCAAAGUGCCCCCCAGUCUCCCGCCGCAGCCGCCGCAGCCGGUCGCGAGCGAGAUCGCAUUGGCGCGCUGCUCAACAUCAACUCGGCUCUCUUCCGGGAAGUGGUGAACUUGCAGGCCGCAGGCAAGGCUGGUCCUCCUCCACAACCGCAGGGGCAAGAUCAGGCUGGCUCGCCUGCUUCCAAACCGGCGGCGAGCGACCCGUCCAAGAAGCCGAGCCAGGAAUAUGUCGACUGCAUGCGCCGGCUCCAGGCCAAUCUAGCCUACCUGGCCACCAUCGCCGACCGCAGCAAGAAGCCUGGCAACGUGGUGCCUCCGGGACCCCAGAUCCUCACGCCGCCGCCAAACGUGCCUGGCAUGGAGGAACUAUAUGCCAGGCUCAAUGAGCUUUUCCCGGAAGCCAGCCGACACGCAGCACAACAGAAAGCUGGGCAGGCUGGUCUGCCAGCCGAGAAUGCGGUGUGA